Messenger RNA from Sodiomyces alkalinus F11, 2457 nucleotides. RefSeq names its product N-terminal acetyltransferase A complex subunit nat1. Gene Ontology annotation, cellular component: NatA complex; cytoplasm. The record is from RefSeq and is a predicted model, not a curated record. Lineage: Eukaryota; Fungi; Ascomycota; Sordariomycetes; Glomerellales; Plectosphaerellaceae. Gene Ontology annotation, biological process: N-terminal peptidyl-methionine acetylation. Gene Ontology annotation, molecular function: protein-N-terminal amino-acid acetyltransferase activity; protein binding. The transcript has 3 exons. Bases 1 to 2457 code for a protein of 818 amino acids.
AUGCCGCAACCUCUUCCUCCAAAAGAGGCCGCCCUCUUCCGGACGGUGGUCCGAAACUAUGACGACAAGCAAUACAAGCGCGGGCUCAAGAAUGCAGACAUCAUCCUCAAGAAGCACCCCAAACACGGCGACACCACCGCCAUGAAGGCCCUCAUUCUCAACGCCCAAGGCAAGACCGACGAAGCCUUCGCCCUCGGGAAAGUCGCGCUGAUGAACGACAUGAAGUCGUCCAUAUGCUGGCACGUCUACGGGCUCCUGUGGCGCGCCGUGAAGAAGUACGACGACGCCAUCAAGGCCUACAAGCAGGCCCUCCAGAUCGACCCGGACUCGGCCCAGAUCCUGCGCGACCUGGCCCUCCUGCAGAUGCAGACCCGCGACUACCCCGGCUACGUGCAGAGCCGCAUCACCAUGCUGCAGGCCCGCUCCCAGCUGAUCCAGAACUGGACCGCCCUCGCCGUCGCCCACCACCUCAACGACGACCGCGCCACCGCCGAGAAGGUCCUCGACACCUACGAGAGCACCCUGAAGACGACGCCCUCAAGUCGCGACAUUGAGCACGCCGAGAUUGUCAUGUACAAGAACCGCCUCGUCGCCGAGCAGGGCGACUACCAGAGGGCCCUGGACCACCUCGACUCCGCCGCCCGGUCGAACCUCGACCGUCUUGCCGUGCUGGAGAGGCGCGCCGAGUAUUUGACCAAGCUGCGCAGGAACGAGGAGGCUGCUGCCGUGUACAGGGCCCUGUUGAACCGGAACCCGGAGCAUCCCGAGUACUACGACCUGUUGGAGGCCGUCGUGGAGUUGGGUUCGGCGGAGGAGAGGAAGAAGAUUUACGACGAGUAUGCUGAGAAGUACCCACGUGCUGAUGCCCCUCGUCGUCUACCUCUCAACUUUCUUUCUGGCAAUGACUUUGUACAAGCGGCCAAGGAGUACCUCACCCUCAUGCUGAACAAGGGCGUCCCCUCGACCUUUGCCAACUUGAAGCACCUCUAUUCCGACUCGUUCAAAAAAGAGACGCUGGCCACACUGGCAGAAGAGUACAUCUCAUCGCACAACGACAGCGCAGAUGCGACCAACGGCGACGGAACCAAGGGCCAGCCAGCAGCCCUCUACUACCUAGCCCAGCAUUACAACUACCAUCUCAGCCGCCACCUCGACAAGGCCAUGCACUACGUCGACAUGGCCAUCGAGAAGGUCCCCCAGAGCGUCGAGUUCCACAUGACCAAGGCGAGGAUAUGGAAGCACAAGGGCAACCUCGACAAGGCGUCCGAGUGGAUGGAGCGCGCCCGCACCCUCGACACCAGGGACAGGUACAUCUGCACCAAGGCCGCCAAGUACCUCCUGCGGAACAACAAGAACGAGGAGGCCCUCAAGAUGAUGGGCCACUUUACGAGGGCUGAGACCAUCGGCGGACCCUUCAUGGACUUAGUCGACAUGCAGGCCGUCUGGUACCUGACCGAGGACGGCGAGGCCUUUGCCCGGCGGGGCGAAGAAGGGCCGGCGCUGCGGCGCUUCGAGCUGGUGUCCAACAUCUUCGACACCUGGGUGGAGGACCAGUUCGACUUCCACGCCUUCUCCCUCCGCAAGGGCUUCAUCCGCGCCUACAUCGACAUGCUGCGGUGGGAGGACCGGAUUCGGGAGCACCCCUUCUACUCGCGGGCCGCCCUCGACGCCGUGGCCCUGUACGUGAAGCGGGACGACCGGGCGGCGGCGGCGCGGGCCAACGGGGACGUGACGAAUGGCGAGGACGCGGCGGAGCGCAAGAAGGCGGCGAAGAAGGCGGCCAAGGAGAAGCAGAAGCUGGAGCGCGAGGCGGCCGAGCGGGCGGCGAAGAAGGAUCCCAACAAGGGCGCCAAGGACGGGGCGAACCGGCAGAUCGACGACGUUGCGGGGUUGAAGCUCCUUGAUGCCGAACCUCUUUCGACGGCUAUGAAAUACGUUUCCCAUCUGCUGCAGUUCAGUCCCAAGAAUAUACAUGCGCAGUUGGCGGGUUUUGAUGUGUACAUACGGCGGAAGAAGUAUGUUCUUGCUCUGGGUUGCCUGAAUGCCGCCAUCGCCCUGGAUGCAUCCAACCCCAAGGUCCACGAGCGCGUCAUCGAAUUCAAGCACACCAUCGACCCCGUCUUGGCCACGCUGCCGCCCAAGGUGCAGGACCUCAUCAAGUCGGAGUUCAAGGCCGUUCCGGCGGACAACACCGCGGGCCAGUACAACCAGGAGUUCCUCGAGGCACACAAGGAGAGCCCGCCGCAUGUGGUGUCGGCCGUCAAGGCGCGCAAGGUGCUCGGCGAGGACCCGAGCAAGGUCGAAAAGGAGCUGGUCGCGCUGGUGAAGGGCGAAAAGGUGACAUUCGAACAGGCGGGGGAGAUCCUGGAGGUGCUGAAGACGUGGAAGAGCAAAGAGGUGGACACCUUCAGGGCAUUGGCGACGGGACGAUGGCCGCAAGUUACCAUCUUUUCCUAA